AUGAGGGCCUCCCUCUUCCUCCUCGCCCUUCCCCUUGCCGCCGCUUCGCCACUGGUGGCCUCCCCAGGCAGCGGGGACGACAGCAUCAGCAGCUCAUCGAGCUCGUCGCGGGGCAAGACCAAGGCAUCGUCUUCGACCUCAUCGGCAUCGACUCCAACAGCGUCUGCGUCAGAGACAUCGACAGACGCCUCCAGUGCUUGGGCCAAGGCACAGCCGACCACCGCUUCCGCCGCGAACAGCACACAGGCGCCAGAGCUCGUAACCACCGCUGUUCCCUCGCGCACAUCCGGUGCGCCCGCAGCAGGAUCUGCGGGGCCGCUCAAAGACCCAGCAGUCAUAUGGCCCGGGGCAGACGACUGGUUGAGCGGCGCCACACCGCCACUUGUCGACUUCAUCCUCGACAACCCCGACACUUCGCUGCUCAACGCCACGCUGCGGAUCAACCCCGGCCCAAUAACCGUCCUCGCCCUACCGUUCUACUACGAGGCCGAGAUCGACCUCGGCCCGCGGCUCAAACCUGGCACGGGGUACACCAUCACUGUAAACGGCACGGGGCUCUCGUCGCAAGACUUCUCGGCCACGUCCAAGCCUUUCGAAAUCAAGCCCAAGGGCUCGCACAUCAUCACACCACCGGGCAUCGGCUCGUCGCUGUACUCAAGCGCGGCGCAUACCGUCCCCCCACUGACUCUUAUCCUCGGACUAUUGCUUGUUGUACUCUUCCGCACAGCUUAA
This is a messenger RNA of Vanrija pseudolonga, 732 nucleotides long. RefSeq lists its product as uncharacterized. Bases 1 to 732 code for a protein of 243 amino acids. NCBI's taxonomy places the organism in Eukaryota, Fungi, Basidiomycota, Tremellomycetes, Trichosporonales, Trichosporonaceae. The transcript has 3 exons. The record is from RefSeq and is a predicted model, not a curated record.